Molecule: messenger RNA, 5793 nt
Organism: Strongylocentrotus purpuratus (purple sea urchin)
Lineage: Eukaryota; Metazoa; Echinodermata; Echinoidea; Camarodonta; Strongylocentrotidae
Product: transcription factor AP-2-alpha
Exons: 6
Coding region: 1-951 (316 amino acids)
Biological process (GO): anatomical structure development; regulation of cell population proliferation; regulation of transcription by RNA polymerase II
Cellular component (GO): nucleus
Molecular function (GO): RNA polymerase II transcription regulatory region sequence-specific DNA binding; DNA-binding transcription factor activity, RNA polymerase II-specific
Source: RefSeq, a predicted model, not a curated record
AUGUCUUCAUUUUUAACAAAAGAGGGCGAUAUCAACUUCGAUGUGAAACCUUUUUCUUAUGUAUUUUCUUUUUCUCUGUCUUUACAGGGUGCACAUGACGACUCAGCAAAUUAUAUCCAUGGUGAGCAUCAUCAUUCCGUCAUCAGAAAAGGCAUCAGACAGAAGAACGAAAACGCGAAAGAUGGUCUGGUCUCUAACGUCACAUCGCCAAACGAUGUCUUCUGUUCAGUUCCGGGUCGUCUCUCCCUGCUCAGCUCAACGUCCAAAUACAAGGUCACCGUAGCGGAAGUACAACGUCGUUUAUCGCCGCCAGAAUGUCUCAACGCGUCACUGUUAGGCGGCGUCCUAAGGAGAGCAAAAUCAAAGAAUGGUGGUCGAUAUCUCCGGGAGAGGCUGGAGAAGAUCGGCCUUAAUUUACCGGCAGGAAGGCGAAAAGCUGCAAACGUCACCUUAUUUACCUCACUAGUAGAAGGCGAGGCGAUACAUUUAGCUCGCGAUUUCGGUUACGUGUGCGAGACAGAAUUCCCUGCCCGGCAGGUCUCUGAGUACGUCCUGAGACAACACUCCGACCCUUCGGAGAUUCAGACACGAAGACAAAUGGUGCUAGCGGCCAAACAAAUUACAAAAGAGCUGCAGGACGUGCUAUGCCAGGAUCGUACACCCAUCGGUAACACACGACCGCAGCCCAUCCUUGAGCCGUCCAUUCAGCGCUGUCUCACGCACUUUAGCCUCAUCUCACACGGCUUCGGCACGCCGGCCCUGUCGGCCUCCUUCGCCACCCUGCAGAAUGUCCUGACCGAGAUGCUUAAGUACAUUGAGAAGGCGUUUCCCAACAGUAUUCCACCACACCCCACCGCACCCAGCUCCGGUGGCAACGUCGUCAACAAAAUGGACGGCAGCCCAUCGAAAGGCGACGAUAAAAACGACAAUCGCGGCAAGGACAUUGUAUGAGGAAGGAUUUUCCGUCGAACAAAAAAAGAAAUCGCGAAGAGGCCAAUCGCUUCCCAGACGUGGACACAUUUUAGAAACAAUUUGGACACCUAUGUCACGUGACCUGGAGUGGCGCACAGGAGCUGACGGUGCCAAAGAUGUUCAAAGGACUAUCUUCUCUUUGCAGCAAUGUGCUGAGUGGUUUUUACAACAGUUUCGGAGGCAGGGUUAAAUACAUUUUACAUUUAACAAAAUUAAGAAGGAAAAUUAAAUGUGUUUAUAUAUAGUGUAUGAAAGAUGUCAGAGAAAUUUGUUUGAUGGAUUUUUGAAAAAAGAUAGAAGAUUGUUGCUGUUGUUUUUCAUUUUUGGUUGACUGCCCACCCUCCCUGUACAAAGGUUAUUUGAUAUGGUAUAAUGUACAUAGAUGUCAUUCCUAUGGUGGUCGUUUAAUGGCUUGCCUAUGGUAGUAAAUACAAAGACAAUCGCGGACAAGUGCAAAUCUGAAGAUUUAAGGGGGCGGAAGGAGGUCGCAGUUUUAUUUGCCUGUGGUGUUCCGUGUUAGCAUGCGUUGCGCUAGCGGGCUUAAGCCCUUCUUCACCGUAGCUCCAUUCGACCAUGUGCUGAUCUUACGUUGUUCAUGGACUCUGAGAAUGUACGGGUUAAUUGGAAAGCUACAGCACACUGCUAGCUGAAUUCGCUUAAACAACUCAACCCUGGAAACCUAAACCAGGAUAUCGACAAUCAAACAAGGUAGUUUUUAAGUUUUAUUUUCAUAUUGUGCUUAUUUCACGUCCAGAUACCCAACCCACCGAGAGCUUUAUGCUCACAAACGUCUACCCAAAGAUCAAAUAGAAAAAGAACUUUGUUACAAGUGCUUUAUUAUGAUUACUGUAACAAUUAAAUAGGUGUAAACACGAUCGCAUUGACUUUCGAUAAAUCAACUCAAAGCAAUCGUAGAAUCCAUGCCCACCAUCAGUUAAUAUUCGAAGAUUGAUAUGACGUAUAACGUAACCCUAAUGAAUUUUAUUAGGGUAGUGAAAUUGCAUUUGAGUUGAUUUCUCGAAAAAUCUUAGCGAUUUUGUUUAAACAGAUAUAUGAUACAAUUCAUUACUGAGAAUAAUCCGUGAAUCUGUGACAUGAAAACACGCUCGGGUAAAUUGUUAGUACAAACCAGUGGUUGCCCACCUAUUUAUGUGCCAAAAAAAGAAAGUAUUGUAUUCGUGUUAUAUGACAGGAUUGUGUUUACAUUGUUUAUGAAAUUAUCAAACUAUUUUGCAGAAGCGUGACAAUCAUUUUGCUCUUAUAUAAGCAUUUCAAAGUUGUAUUCACCGGGAACAGGAAAUACCAUGCUAUGGAUUUUAUCAUGAAGAGUAGAUAAUUAUGUCGAAGUAGUGUGAAUUUAUAUUGUUAUAAUGAACGAGGUAUACACAAGAAGAGAAAAAACAGACGCGAAAUCAAAAACCAUUUGAUUAACGAGAAGACAAUAACAGCAAGUUGGACUCAAAGAUGUGUCUUUUUAAAUAAUGUUAUGUUAACUUCAGCUCUUGACAAUAAACUGGCGACAAUCAUUUUUAUUUUACUGGUGUAGAAAUGUACAUAAUUUUCAGAUUGCUAUGGGAACAUUGCUCCCACGUUUAGUGUUAGGUAUCAGUGGAAAUAACAACGUGUUUUUUUAAGUAACAGUCGUGCAAAGCGUGUGUUUCAAUAACCUGUUUGUGUUAACAAAAUGCGACGAGACCGAUUUUUUCUUUCUUUCCCUCCUACGAAUUCCUCUUUGUCUAAAGACGGUCAAAUUCGUUAUUCAACAAGGACCACUGGCCACAUGAAGGGCACGUAAUGGUACCUUUAAAUUUGUCUAUUUUCAGGGUAUGCAAAGCCUUGGAAUUUCUGAGAGGUACAAAUUCUUAUCCAACUCUAUAAUUCUCAAAGUUCACCAAUUAUUGUGGAACUUGUAAUCGCAUGCUAAUGAUCUAUUUUUCUUGGUUAGAAGUGGAUAAGGAUAAAGUUCAUAUGUGGGGGAAACACACUUGUUGGAAGAAGGUUUUGUCGUGUCGUAUCGUUCGUAAAAUUGUGAAUGUGUGAACGCAACCAUACUACAGAGAACUGUGUUUCGUCCCCUAGUACGAUGUAUUGCCGAUGCUCCUACUUUUCAUAAUUCUAAAGUUAAUCAUCUUCAUAACUUCGAUAAAAUAUUAUCAGGUUAUGAGAUGAUAUGGAUAUUUUACUUGGUCUAUGCAAUAUGAUACAAUCGAGAAAUGAUUUUGGCAACGUAGUAUAAGUGCCACCGAAUAUUCAACCAUUAUGCUAUCUGAAUAGGCUUACACAUUUAACCGUCCUGUAAAAGAAUAGACUGACCUUUCAUAUAUCUUCCAAAUACAAAUUCAAAUGACAUGAAAUGCAGGAAGCAUGUAAUCCUUUCCAAUAGAAGUGAGUGACGUAACAAAUUACUACAAAUUUGUAACCAAAGAGGGCAGUCAAUUUUAAUUUUAUUUCAUUUUUAAUCACAACAACAUACAGUUUGUGUUCUUGUUUUAUGUCGUGUUCGUUCUGUUUGUGUUUUAUAUCUAGUCCAGUGUCUGUUUCUAUGGCUGGACAAUAAUAUAAACAAACAUUGUUUGAUAGACAGAACUUUGUAUAAAUAAUUACGGAUGAAAUGGUUGUUCUACUGGUGAAUGGUCUUGUUAACUGCCAAAGUUUUUAUCAUUGAAUGCAAAUCGAGAGGACUGUAUCGAAUCAUCCCACCGUAUGAAUGUGUCGAGUCACGUGACUUCCAAAAAUGGCGGCCGGUGUAUCGCAGUAUUUAUAUCAUAAACGCCAUACUACAAGAAAUUACAAAACAAAUCAGUCCUGAACAUUCACGAUAAUAUACUUCUUCAUUUAUUUAAUGAACCGUCAUUUAUUUAGCCAGUAAUUGUGUUUUUGAAAUCCCAUAGGUGGAAAAUAAUAAGCGUUUUAGCAUACGUACGUGUAUUUUAGUUUAAAAAAGCUACGUUUAAUGUUUUGUUAUUACCCAUGUUCUUAAGGCAAUUAUUUAAGGUCCUAACCACCGACCAAGAACAUUAGGUGAUCAUUCGAAUUCUCAAUGGUUGUUUAUGUUUACCUCCAUUUGAAUAAUGUUUUAUCAUAGGAAAUCAGGUGGCGACUCACAAAUAACUGACCGUAUAAAUAUAUAUGUCUUGCCUUUAAGUAUGGACUCCGACGAAAACCUUUAUUUUUUUUUGCAAUUCAAUUUAUUCCUUUAAAAUAAUUUUUAAAGAUAUUUUCUCAAGCCAUGAAGUUUCAACCACCUAGGAUUUUAGAUUGAAUCAGAUGACGGGUACACACCUAGUCAUAUCAUACGAAUGUUCUUGAUUUCUCAUUUUCUAUUUACAAUGUACAGUGAGAAUGUUCUAAAGAUAAAUGGACGUAGUGAAUUUAGAAAAAAGGACAAAAAAUACAUUUUUGCAGAUUUGUACGGUAUGAGAUUACGUGUUGAUGAGAGAGAAAAUGUUUUUACGUGUAGAUUAUUCAUAUGUUGUUCUCCAUUUAUUGAGUUGGAUUUUUUUUUCUCAAUAAAAAAAAAGAACUGUAGUUGCCAUAAAGCAGCAUAGAGUUCACACUUUGCGCUUGCUUCAAGCAUUAUUUUUCAUUUUCCGCACAUAGCCAAAGUCGCAACUUCCAUAUUCAGGUCUAAUUCGGGACAAAAGAUUUUCUUAAAUCAAGUGAUAGGAAUUUCCCCAUUUUCAACAUAAGAAUAAUCAAAACGAUAUCAUUUUGCACUCAUCUAUGCUCUCACUUUAGUCUUAUUUCAUUUCUAGUUCUACAUGUGGUCAACUCCUUUUGAAGGUGUUAUUAAUUUAAGGUGGUACAUUUUUAAAAGUUUAUGUUUUAAUAUGAUCUGUGCCAACUGAAUGCUCGAUGUCUGCACAAGCAUAUGCACAACAACGCCAAGACAUAUUCCACAAAGCUUAAUGUCAUUUCUCAGAUAUUUGUUAUUUAUAAAUCAACCCAAAACGUUUUUAAAGCAAGCGUUGUGGAGAGACGAUAAAUAACAUACAAAUCUAAAAUUGUUUUUAAUCCAUUACUUAAUGAUAAAAUGCCACGAAAUAAUUAUAUAUCGGUGCAUGAGCAUUGCGCCAUUGUUUGCCUGCCUCACCUUGUGUUUGCAUGUACUUUAAACAAUGCAAAAUAAGUUCAAUCGAUCAAAUUGUCUUUCGCAUAUGAUUUCAUCAGCAAUGUGGAUCAGAAAUUCUCUUUUGAAACAAAAUAAUAAUGGGAAGGUUUUAUGAAUUUAUUUCAACUAUUUGUCACGUUGAUCUUUUAUUUUUCUUCUUGGUUGAAAUAAGUAUUGCGUUUUACCAACUGCAAUAGUUUGUUCUUUUAUGCGCAAACUAUUACAUCAACCUAAUCAGUAUUCUACCUAUUGUAGUGAUUCGAUGGUCUUAUUUUGCUGAUCCCUCCACGAGCAAUGAAAUGUAUUGAAUGAUCAAGGACUGUGGCGGUAUCAGCGAAAUAAUUUGAAUGCGUCUGCUUUGUGUUCUGCUAAUUUUAAUAAUGCUCUUUCAUUUUGUUGGUUAACUUAAUAUCUUCGAUUGUUUGUGCUCUCAAGUUGUAUGUCUCUAAAUUUGAAGAAAAAAAUGGUGGAGUUGAUCAUAUUUGGGGGUCAUCAUUGAGUUUGCUUUUGUGAUGUCGGAGAGACACUCUGGUGAAUUUGGUGAUCGCCCGCCUGACUCUGUUGUAUUCAGAUGGCCAUAUGUGAGGUGCAUCAUUAUUAUUGUGUUGAGCGACAGAUAUGUCUAUUAGUUUGUAAACAUUUUCUGUAGAUUAUUAUGAGUUGAAACCUAUCUGAGGAAAGAUAUCGUAAAUAAAAGUUGAAAACCGAAA